This is a messenger RNA of Thecamonas trahens ATCC 50062, 5507 nucleotides long. RefSeq lists its product as uncharacterized. The record is from RefSeq and is a predicted model, not a curated record. Lineage: Eukaryota; Apusomonadida; Apusomonadidae. Gene Ontology annotation, molecular function: protein binding. The coding region runs from base 1 to 5424 and encodes 1807 amino acids. Gene Ontology annotation, cellular component: cytoplasm. The transcript has 3 exons.
AUGGGUUCUUACGGUAAGGGCUUCCUGGCGCUGUUUGCUUACCAUCGGCCUGACUUGCUCCCUUGGAACACGGUGGCGGAGCUGGACUCGUCGUCAGAUGCUGCCUGCCUUCGUCGCAUUGAUCUGGCGUUCAAGACUGGCGAGCAGAUCGGUGUCGAGGCUAUGAUGGAUGCCGAGGAUGUGUACGUGUGCCAGGACUCCAAGUGCAUCAUGCUGUACCUCGCCAUGGCCUUUCGCUUCUUCAAGGCCAACCCAGGAAACCCGACGCCGGUCAACCCGCUGCCGCCGAGCGCGUAUGCACCGCCAUCGGCUGCCAAGACGCCGGCUCCAUCGGCAGCUUCCAAGGUCGUUGUCAGGAAGGGCGGUCCGCGUGGAGCGGCGCUCGCGCCACGGGCAAAAGCCGCGGACGCAUGUAUCGCUUGCGGCAAAAAGGUGUUCAAGAUGGACAAAAAGGUGAAUCUCAAGCAUCCACCGCGCCUCUACCACAAGCCGUGCUUCAAGUGCGCCGACUGCAACAAGAUGCUCGACGAGCGCACGUACAAGGUCCACGCUGCCUCGGACACCAUUGUCUGUGCCCGCCACCUGCGCGCCCGUGAGCGCGAGAACAAGGCUGCGCCGGCAGCUAGCGCGACUCCUGCUCCCGCAGUUGCACCCAUACCUGCACCAGCACCCGCGCCAGCACUUACGCCCGUCACGCCGGAGCCCAAGCGAGAGUGCGCCGAGUGCCGCAUCAAGCUCACCAACCUCACUGCGUACGUGCUCGACGGACGCGACCUCUGUGGGCGGCACCAUCGCCAGGCCAUGGCCCAGCCAAGUCGGGUGGCCAAGCCCGAGCCGGUAGCCGAGUCGACUACCCGCGCCGAUGUCUGUCCGGCGUGCUCGCGCAAGAUCUACGUUCUCGACGCCAAAGCCACCAUCGAGGGCCGCGAGUUCCACAAGGCAUGCAUGGUGUGCGCAAAGUGCUCACGGGCACUUACUCAGAUCUCAGCUCGCCUCUCUCCAGCCGGCGCGCUGCUCUGCAGUCGCGACUACCGCUCGGCGCUGAAGGCUGAGUCCGAAUCAGCGUCGCAGCCGGCGCCUGCUGUUGCUACUGAUCCCAAGCCCGCGCCUCCUGCCAAGCCCAAGUCUGAGCCCGAGCCCGAGCCCGAGCCCGAGCCCGAGCCCGAACCCGAACCCGAGCCCGAGCCCCCUGCGCCGACUGAAGUCGAGGUCGGCACUUGUCCGGCCUGCAACGCCACCAUUGUCACCACCGACUCACAGAUUACCUUUGAGGACGGCUUGUAUCACAAGGCGUGCCUGGCUUGUGCGGGCUGUGGCAAGGCCCUGAGCGCUGCUAUGGCUCGUGUCCACAGCGGCGUGAUUCUGUGCGGGCGCGACUAUCGCGCCGCACUCAAGACUGAUCGCAGCCAAGCCAAGCCCGACCCCAAGCCUGAACCCGUGGUCGAGCGGGUGGCCGAGGCUGUAGUCGAGCGGGUGGCUGAGCCGGCAACUACUGCCGCCGUUCUCGGCACCUGCACCGCCUGCGCCAAGGAGGUGACAAGCGACGACAAGAAGAUCAAGUUCAAAGGCAGGCUCUUCCACAAGACCUGCUUUGUGUGCAGUGCCGAUGGGUGCGGUACCAAGCUCAAGAAGGCUGUUGCACAUCUGGUUGGCAACGCGGUGCGCUGUGCCAAGCACAAGGACGCUGGCGCAAGUGCUGGCAAUGGGGCUGCCGCCGUUCUCGGCACCUGUACCGCCUGCGCCAAGGAGGUGACAAGCGACGACAAGAAGAUCAAGUUCAAAGGCAGGCUCUUUCACAAGACCUGCUUUGUGUGCAGUGCCGAUGGGUGCGGUACCAAGCUCAAGAAGGCUGUUGCACAUCUGGUUGGCUACGCGGUGCGCUGUGCCAAGCACAAGGACGCUGGCGCAAGUGCUGGCAAUGGGGCUGCCGCCGUUCUCGGCACCUGUACCGCCUGCGCCAAGGAGGUGACAAGCGACGACAAGAAGAUCAAGUUCAAAGGCAGGCUCUUCCACAAGACCUGCUUUGUGUGCAGUGCCGAUGGGUGCGGUACCAAGCUCAAGAAGGCUGUUGCACAUCUGGUUGGCAACGCGGUGCGCUGUGCCAAGCACAAGGACGCUGGCGCAAGUGCUGGCAAUGGGGCUGCCGCCGUUCUCGGCACCUGUACCGCCUGCGCCAAGGAGGUGACAAGCGACGACAAGAAGAUCAAGUUCAAAGGCAGGCUCUUCCACAAGACCUGCUUUGUGUGCAGUGCCGAUGGGUGCGGCACCAAGCUCAAGAAGGCUGUUGCGCAUCUGGUCGGCAACGCGGUGCGCUGCGCCAACCAUGUCUCGGACCCUGAGCCGGCCAUCGCAGUGCCCGCUCCCACCGCCACCCCGGACGUUGUCGAGCCGGCUAUCGCAGAGCCCGCUCCUACCGCCACCCCGGACGUUGUCGAGCCGGCUAUCGCAGAGCCCGCUCCUACCGCCACCCCGGACGUUGUCGAGCCGGCCAUCGCAGAGCCCGCUCCUACCGCCACCCCAGACCCCACCGAUCCCGCCAUCCCGGACCCUCAACCAGACACCACAGCAGAUGCGCCCAAGACCCGCAAGUGGAAACGCGGGUCGGGUGCGUUCGGGUCCAAUCCCGCUCUCCAGCGUCUCAAGCAGCGCCAAGAGGCCGCGCGCAAGAUGCGCGAGGCGCAGGCAGCAGAGGCAGCCAAAGCCGAGGCUGCGCCGACAGCAGAUGUCGCCGGCGACGCCGAUAGUGACGCUGCGGUUGACCAAGAACCCGAGGCCUCGCCCAGCGCUACAGCAGUCGCCGACAAGGCAUCGGCCGACGCGGCGACGCCGACUCGCAAUCGCUCUACCUCGAUCCGCUGGUCGCUCACGCCGCCCAGCAUUCACGAGUACGUCCGCGGUGAGUCGUACACUUGCUCCGACGACGACACAGAGAGCGAGUACGAGUCGACUUAUGAGUAUGACGAGGAGAUCGAACUCCCGACAUCGCUGCCCGAGGCGCUGGUCGAGCUCGAAGAGACCAAGGCCCGUGUUGAUGCCGCCAAGACCGCCGGCGAGCCCGUUGAGGAGCUGAUGGACCUUCUGCUCGACCUCAAGCAGCGAGUCCGCUUCCUUGAGAAGGAGGCUGAGGCCGAGGCCGAGGCCGAGGCUGAGACAGCCGAUGCUACCGACGUACUCGGCUCCGCAACGCCUACCAACGCCGGCACCAAAGCGCCUGCCCUUGACUCCCCCGCCACCACAGACGACGCACCCAAGACCCGCAAGUGGCGCCAGGGCGCCUCCGCGUUUAGCACCAACCCGGCCCUGAAGCGGCUCCAACAGCGUCGUGAGCUGUUCCGCAAACAGGCUGAAGAGAAGCGUAAGCAGCAGGAUGCUACCGAGCCCACCACCGCCGCCGCUACCGCACCCACCGACAACGCAGAGUCCGCUCCCGAGACCGCUUCCUCGGUCGACGACGAGCGUGAAGCCCGGAUCGCCGCCGCCCGCGCCGAGGCUGAAGCCGAGAUUGCCGCCCGCAAGGCCGUCGCAAGCGCCGCUGCCAACGGCGACCGCAUCGCGCUCGAGCCCAACAAGGCAGACCCCUCGGUCUGCGCCGCAUGCUCAAAGGGCAUCUACGCCAAUGACCCCACGAUCAAGCUCGCCAAGGACGAGUACACCCUUCACAAGAUGUGCUGCGUCUGCUCGACUUGUGGCGCCCAGCGGAUGCUGGCUACAGCAGAGGUGGGCUUUGACGUCAACGCGCUGGUGGCACUCGCCUGGCGACCGGCGGUGAAGCAGCGGACAUGGAAGGCAUCGGGCGUGCACUGUGUGUGCGAGCACGGCCAUCUGGAGCUGCUGAAGCAAAUAUGCGAGGACUUGCCGAGCCAUACCGAAGCGGUUGAUGUCGAUCGUGGUGACUCGUUCGGCUUCACCCCGCUCUGCCUCGCCGCCUACUACGGCCGCUUCGACGUCGUCCGCUACCUGGUCGCCCACGCCGGCGCCGAUGUGGAGCGGACGACCAAGAAGGGCUUCACUGCCCUCCUCUUUGCCGCUCAGGAAGGUCACUUUCGCAUCGUCCGCUAUCUCAUUGCAGACGCUGGCGCCAACGUUGCCGUCCGCGCCAUCGAGGGCCAGACCCUCAUCUACAUCGCCGCCAUGAAGGGCCACCUGACCAUCGUCAAGUUCCUUAUGGACGCCGUGGGCCCAGCCGUGCUGGACAUUGCUGUCGGCGAGAAGAACGGGUUCACCGCCCUCCAUGUCGCCGCCCAGCAGGGUCAGCUCCACGUCCUCCGCUACCUCCUCGAUCGCGUGCCGGAGCUCCUCAACGUCAACGUCCAGUCGUCGUUUGGCUCAACUCCGGUCUACCUCGCCGCCAAAAAGGGCAAGCUGCUGGUGGUGCGCUACCUCGUUGAGCACACCGACGCCGACCUGACCAUUGCCACUGACAAGGGCUUCAUUGCCAUCCACAUCGCAGCUCAGGAGGGCCACCUCGCCGUGGUGCGUUACCUCGUCGACGAGGCAGGCAUCUCGGUCGACGCCCUCGCACAGCAAGGACAAACACCGGCAUACCUCGCCGCCUUUUACGGCCGGCUUGACGUCCUGCGAUUUGUCGUCUCGCGCGGCGCCCUACUUGACCUCCGUGAGCGCUCGGGCUACUCGGCCCUACAUGUGGCGGCGUACGAGGGCCAAUUGGACGUUGUCAAGUUCCUGGUCGAGGCCGCCGGCGUCUCGCCGAACAUCCUCACCUCCAACGGACAGUCGCCGUUGUACAUCGCCUGCAAGAAGGGCCGGGUCGCUGAGGCCGGCUUCCUGCUCACACACCCGGACAUCGACGUCGAGCUCGCCCAGCGGCAGGGCUUCAACCCGCUGCUCAUUGCCGCCCAGGAAGGUCACCUCGAACUGGUUGGCAUGCUCGUAGCCGCAGGCGCCGCCCUCGACGCCACCACGCUCGACGGCCAGACCGCUCUCUACAUCGCCUGCAAGGACGAUCGGGCCGAUAUGGUCAAGCUGCUGCUCCACGAGCACCACAUCCGCUCUGUCCCCGCUCGGCUCAGUCCCGCCCGGUCGAUUGCCCGCAAGAAGAGCGCGUCGACCGCGGCCGCCAUCCUUGACUGGUACAUCGCCAUCCAGACCCUGACCACCGGCUGGCGGCCCGAGUGGUUCUUGUGGCUCCCGCAGCCGGUCCGUGCCGCCGUCCGCUCGGUGAUGCUUGUCAUCGAGACUCGCCCGACCUCGGCGUUGUACAUGCUCCGCGGCCACGACGAUGCCAUCCACACCUUGCUCUCGUGGCUGGUCACUCCCGGGGGCUGGGGCGUCUACAACGUGGCUCUCGCCGAAGAGACGGUGCUGUUUGGCGACGGACCCGACUCCACCUUCUCGGCCCCUACCGACGCGUCCACCGCCAUCGUGCCCGACGACGCCUGCGUCCAGCCCAACGCCAGCACGUGAACCAGGUCAUGUUCAGAGGCUUAGAUCAACCAUGGAAUGACUCGAUGCGGGACCCGGAGCUCGUAUGCCCUGUACAUGGCUGC